UAUGAGGGUUGGGUAGAUGGGUGGGUGAGUGGGUGACACAAGAGCACUCGCUGUUAUCUCUGUCAGGUCCUCAAAAGAGCAGGACACAAGUUCGGAAGGAAGACCGGUUCCAAGCCGGAGAGCAAGGGUUUGAGGAGGAGGCUGUUAGAAGCAAGUCAAGAAAGGGAGAAAAGAUCAAGGGGAGAGGAGCAGGCGGAGUGCCACUGCCAGGAGGAUCUGCCACGGGGGGUCGCACAUGGAGAAAGUGCCAGGAGACGGAGAUAUGGAGCAGAGGGAACGUGCGGACCAGCUGUCCGAAGAGGAAAAGGGGAUGAUCCAGGACACCUGGGGACGGGUCUAUGAAAAUUGCGAAGACGUGGGCGUCUCGGUCCUCAUCAGGUUUUUUGUCAACUUCCCCUCAGCCAAGCAGUACUUCAGCCAGUUCCGGGACAUGGAGGACGCAGAGGAGAUGGAGCGAAGCCUGCAGCUGCGCAAGCAUGCCCAGCGGGUCAUGAAUGCCAUUAACUCCGUUGUGGAGAACCUCCAGGACCCUGAUAAGGUGUCCUCCAUCCUGGCCCUGGUGGGCAAAGCGCAUGCUGUCAAGCACAAAGUGGAGCCCAUGUAUUUUAAGAUCCUCAGCGGAGUGAUCCUGGAGGUGCUGGCUGAAGAUUACCCUGACUCCUUCACCCCGGAGGUGCAGAGGGCCUGGGCCAAGCUCAUGGGCCUGGUGUACUGGCACGUGACGGGAGCCUACACAGAAGUCGGAUGGGUUCAGCUGUCCAGCUCCGCCGUCUGACCGGGGGCGCAGACCCAGGCCGCUCCAGCAAAGGCUGUGCGGGAACCGGCACCGCAACACUGUUUUUCUGCUGGAGGAAACAGGCAUCUGCAGACAGGCCAGUCCAUGUGGGAGAAGAAGCGGGAGAAAAUUGUGGACAGGUGGUUUGGUCGGGUGGUUGGAGACAGGGAGGAGCUGUGGACCUAACGGGAAAUUGAAAAAAGAAAUAUCUGCUGCUGAUAUGUUCUUUCUCCCAGCCAGGUUCAAGGGCCUUUCCUUCUUCACACCUUAACAUCUUUGGGCAUAAUUGUAACCUUUGGGUUGUUGUCUUUGUUCUGUAUGGUUUGUGAGUGUAUUUGUAAAUACGCCCUCGUUCAAAAUCUCUGCGAGGUCCAAUUCUGCGAAGGGUAUAACAGAUUUGGCUACGGAGAUUGGAUCCGUUGUUCGCUUGAACUCACAUUUCCCCAUUCCCCCUCAAGAGCGCAUAGCUCUCCGUCUUUCACGUACCGUAAACACACAUAGGGAUAAGCACAUUUCACAGAAACAAAUUUCUCCCGGAGGCUAAGAAAAUUCCCAACACCAUGGAGGGUAACAUAAUAUUACAGAUUACCAUGACAGCGAAUUAUCUUGAUCGAAGAGCAGCUACCUUUCCCUCACAUGACCACGUAUAAAGACCCAGAGGACUCUGCAGUAGUUUUAUGACACAGUUCUUGAACAAAAUACUUUCCAGCUUAGUGAUGAAUCGCUGCUUACACGACAACAGCUCACAUGCGGAAGGUUAAAAAACACGAGUGUGGACCCAUAUCUCAUUUUAGCAUUUUGUUUUCAGCGAAACCCCAAAUAAAAUCGGUUUUGUUUAUGCGGUGGAUGCAAUUGGCAUGCCGUCAAUCAAGACAAAGCAAACUGCGCUGCGGCAAAAAAAAAAAAAUACACUUUGAUGGUUUUGAACAUUUGCCUCCGUUUCGUAUCCGAAUUCCACUGAUUAUAAAUAUGAGCCACCUGUCCUUUUCGAUGCAGCGCAUUGAGUCCGUGCUCGCUUUGCGGCCCAGCUCGCCUCCGCCGGGCCGUUUAGCGCUAAUGAGGAGGUAAUGAGUCCCGGUGCUCGUCCAUCAGCCACGCACGGGAAGCAGGCGCCCUCUCCUCCUGCUCUGGCCUCCCGCUAAUGGGAGCGGAGGGGGGACUUUAACCUGAUUUGUGCCUCUGUCCUCCAUCCAUUCGGAAUCCCCCCCACCGCAGAAGGUCGUGGUUAACGGUUUCCAACUGGAGAAAUGCAAGUGGGUGCAUUAUUAUACAAAAACUAUUUACUCAAGAUCACGUAUACACACCACGGUACACUCUCCCUGACCAACGGUUUGGCGAUGUAACCUCCACUGGGUGCAGCUGUGCACUCUUUAACUACGACUGUUGUUUACAAACCGGCCCCUGGCUAAUGCCAGCCAACCAGUCUCAUAGACACCCCCGUGUUAAAACCCGCCUUUCCUCGUAUCCUCUCGAUACAGCUUUUGUAGCAGCUAGAGAAAGGGGCCAUGGAUAUUCACAAAAUGGCGACGUACUGUUCUCUCUUCAAAUAUACGAUUGUCUCAUAAAAGUCAUUUCCGCCGGCAUGCCCUGUUCACGUGCCGACAGAAGUACCACGCUCUAUUGUUUACAAUACAACGUCGACAACUGCGAGCUUCAUGACUGUUUGCGAAAUAGAUUCGUGCUCUUCGGACUAAGCAGAAGAGACGAAAACGCGGUAAAAUAAAGACACGUGACUCCUCACCUGUUUCACGUCGUUACACUUUGCUCCUUGUCGGUCACACCGUCUUGUGAAUCCUGUUCCAUCCCGGGGUUUCCAUACGCCUGGCAUCUGGAUUUAUUUGUUUGCCCUCAAAGGCGGGUAUGUCGGAACAAACUUAACACGUAUACAGAUGAGCAUGAACUCACACAAGCACAUAAUAAUACACAUGCAGAGCUAAGACAGAAAUUACGUAAUUUUUCACAGACAGUCCUACGUAGGCUAGAUCUGUCAGCAGGACACGAUUCUCGGAUGUAUAUUUUUUUUUAAACAGCCUUAUGUGGAAGUUACUAUUGUGACCUGUCUUGUUAUUUCAAAGCCUGGACUUUAUAUUUUUCUAAAUAUAUAAAAUAUACAGUUUACAGUACCUAUAGUCAUCAUAUAUAAAAUAAUACAUGUAUGUAAAUCUAUGGUAUAUAAAAGCAUUGCACAUUGUUCCUGGAGGAUGUUAGUUUUGUGCCGUUAUAGCAUGUUUGCACAGUCUAACACAGACUUGUACCUUAGCAGACCUGUCAAAAUGAAUUCUUAUUAUCAAUAAACAGAUUAU
Scleropages formosus (Asian bonytongue) is the source of this 3078-nucleotide messenger RNA. It is a transcript of the gene cygb2, whose product is annotated as cytoglobin 2. Lineage: Eukaryota; Metazoa; Chordata; Actinopteri; Osteoglossiformes; Osteoglossidae. The record is from RefSeq and is a predicted model, not a curated record. Bases 236 to 775 code for a protein of 179 amino acids. The transcript has 4 exons. Gene Ontology annotation, molecular function: oxygen binding; iron ion binding; heme binding. Gene Ontology annotation, biological process: oxygen transport.